Molecule: messenger RNA, 3812 nt
Organism: Rhopilema esculentum
Lineage: Eukaryota; Metazoa; Cnidaria; Scyphozoa; Rhizostomeae; Rhizostomatidae
Product: F-box and leucine-rich repeat protein 13
Biological process (GO): SCF-dependent proteasomal ubiquitin-dependent protein catabolic process
Cellular component (GO): SCF ubiquitin ligase complex
Molecular function (GO): protein binding
Source: RefSeq, a predicted model, not a curated record
CAGAGUAUAUAAAAGUUUCAACAUAUUUCAAAUCGUAUUAUUUGUUUAUUUAGUGCACCAUUUCGUAUGAAUAGAGGAGCAAACUCUUAUGAAAAGUGCCGCAUGUUGCCAGUUUGUCUGUUUUUAAAAGCACCGGAUUUUGAUUGCUGCAUACCAUAGGUUGUAUUUACUUAAAGUAUUUACUCGAUUUCUGUUUGGAAUUAUUUGCUGAGGGAACGAAGGCCGUAAUUUGAACCGCUUUAUCUGUUGUACCAUCCCGGAAAUGGAGAGUUUGUCGGAAAGUGACAAAAAUAGAGGGCAUUCGGAGGCAGCAUUCGAGAAAAUUAGGGCUUUUCUCGCUGAGCGAGAGAAAGGAAUGAAAAAUAUCAAGAAGUACAUGAGCGAGAGGCUUUACAACGUACCCUAUGAGGAUGAUGAAUUUUAUGACGAUUCUGAUGAGAGUUAUUCUUUUGAAUCAUUGGACAUUAAUCCAUUUGUUAGGUUGCAAAAUUUGAUGGGAUAUAGACAAAAUCCUCUGCCAUUUGCAAUUCUAAGUCGCGAAGAUGUAGUCAACGAUUUCGCCAUUCCUGCAAAAUACUCUACUCAAGGAUGUAACUUCGGUGAUGAAUCUGAAUACAGUUUUCUGGAUGUAAUUCCUGAUGGUGUAAUUAUAAAGAUUCUCGGAUUUUUGUCGUUGAAAAAUCUCUUGGCGGCAUCGAGGACGUGUCAAAGAUGGAGACAACUAGCAUUUGAUAUGAGUUUGUGGGCCAGAGUCGAUAUGCAGCCAUAUCGAAAAACAGUCUCCGAGUCGACUUUGGUUAGAAUAAUAAGAAAUUUGUUUUCUGGUAAAAUUCGUGAAUUAUCGUUGAAAGGAUUUAAAAUAACGCAAACUAUAUUACAAGAACUCGCAAAAUGCAGCACCCUUAAAUCACUGAACCUUGACGGUUGUAAAUUUGUUGGAAAGUUUAAAAGUAUACCCACUGACAAACCUUUUCCAACAGGACUUCAAGAACUUUCACUUGCCUCCGUAACGGGCGAAAGUGCAGUUUUAAAGCUCAUUGUUCCUGCUCUUCUAACGGUAAAAAAGUUCAAGAUUACCAACCAUUUCUCAGAUCAAUUGUUUGAUCUUGAUGAAAUGUUACAGUUCCUGCCUGAGUUACGAGUUUUCUUUGUAAACAACGGCCUACAACUCACUGGGGAUCACAUUAAAGCAAUCGCGAGGCAAAGCAAAAGUUUGCAGUCAUUGGCCAUUAUGCAUGCGCUGGAAUGGGAAGGUGAUGGUUUGGAUACUCUCAUCAAAGAGUGCACAGAUUUGGAAGAGCUGCAUUUCAAAAUGAAUGGUGUAACAGACCACAAUCUCGGUCAAGUAGACUGGGAAACUUCAAAGCUAACCAAAGUUGUCCUCUCGCUGUGCAGAAAUAUUUCAAGUGCUGGAAUGAAAAAUAUGCUUAGUAAAUUAAAGUACUUGGAACGCUUGGAGCUUUCCUCUGGAUCGGAUGGAUUUGCCAUAGAUGACAGCCUACUGUUAACGCUUGCAAUGUCAGACCUGAGUUAUCUAAAGCAUCUUCGUCUUGAUCAUAGUCGAGUUCUAACAAAUGAAGGCGUGUUAAGCUUUCUACGUUUAAAGGCCCUGUCAACUCUACACUUGAGCAACUGCAGUAUGAUAACACCUUCAAUAAGAACCAAACUUUUGGAGUAUGGAAGCAUGUCGAUAUUUAUCAAGUUUUCAAGGUGCUUCGAGAGACAAGGCCACCCUACUUUUAACGAAAGCUACUUUCUUAAUUGAGCAGAUUGUAAGACUUGUAUUAUAUUUUCUUCACAUGUAUGUAAAUAAAUAUGUAUAAUUGUUUGUAUUUAUACCCUUGACUCUGCCCUUUGUUGCAAUUUUACAUAAAAAUCAAUGCUCGGUUAUCACUCUAGAAUUUUACUCUAGAAUUUGGUUACAAUUUUACCAUGAAUAAAGAUCACUCUUUUUAAAAACGUGAAUGUUGGAUCUAAUUUUUGAGAGCUUUUAUUCAACCGCAUUCAAGUAAACCUAACAUUACCUGACCCGAGCCCACCCAAUCCAAUCAAACUCAUCUCAACUAAACUCAAGGAAACUCACCCCAAUUUAAUGGGAAAAGGCUUAAGCGUCAAAAUACGAUAGAUUUGCCGAUUAAUGUCUUACAGUGUAUAAAGACCAAGGAGAUCGUUAAAAAAGGAACGCAUCUAAGCACCACAUUCAACGAAAAACUUACCUUAGUUUCGAUGAUUAACUUUUGGCUUUACUAACGAUGAACAAUUUCAACUAACAGCUGCUUAGAAGUUUAAGAUUUAAGACAAGUUUGACUGUGGGAACAACGGAGCCAAUUCAGGCUACCAUUAGGAAAAUAGACAAGCUGGUUAUGCGUAGCCUUUUUUACGAAUGUUUUAAAAAUUCGUUAUUUUAAAAAUAAUCCUACACGUGCUUUAUAGAUGUCACCUAUAAAGACAUGACCUAUUAUUUCUACCUUUGCACUUUAAGCUGGCUGAAAAUUUUAUGCUUAAAAUAUUCUAGCAGGUCUCACUCGAAUGCAGGUAGAUUAAAACAAAAAUGAUAUGUAAACAUUGACAACUUUUGGCUGGUUUGGUUGACAGUUGACACAUCACUAAUGACGAGAACAGUUGUUUCAAAUAUCAGAUGUUUUGAUAUGAAAAAUUAAGGUUUUUUGGCUCUUUUAGGGCCUUUUAGUAAGAUUCAAAGCAUAAGAAAUUUUGGCAAUAUAAACAGUCGCCGAUAAUUUUCAUGCCAUGCAUAUAUGAUUUCAAAUUCCAUUUCGUUUUCAUGAUAGGCUUAAGUCUAACUAAUUUACUUCUCUAUAUAAAAGAAUACAGACAAAAAAGGCUAUUCUUACUGUAAAAUUUACAGACAGUUUUCCUUGCGUUUUGGGAGUAAGUCAAUCUCAAAGUUGAUCGACUCCAAGUCAUAACUGAUCUCAAAUUUUGAAAUAAGAUGAAAAAAGCCUCGAACAAAGGGUGAAAGCUGAAAAUUAAAGACUCUAAUCCAAUAUACCGCAAUGAAAUUUUACUUAAAAUAUGAUUCUAAUAAAGCUAGAUAUGAAGUUUUUGCGCAAGAGUAUUUCAAAAAGCUAAGUAGCAGAGUGUAUUCAACUGAACAAGUACAUAGCUUUCAAACCAAUGCAGUUUACUUUCGAUUUUUUUGUAAUUUUGCAACAGUAGCUUUGGCAGCACUAGUGCUUCUGCUUCAAGGCUAUUAUCUUUUUUCAAGUUACUUUUGAGGUCUUUUAUUCAAUUAUUAGUUAUGGACCCUCUCCAGUUCUAAAGGAAAGUUCAAGACGUCACUUGAUUUGUCAAAUAACCAAAAUUUUGGAAGGAUUAAAAAGAGUUGGAAAGUGAUAACAACAUUUUGUUUGACUAUGGAGUUGUAAUGCUUUGGGCUUAGGAAAACAUUACCUAAAUCUAAUGUCACCUCAAAAGAAGAUGUUUCGUGUUGUUAACUCGAUCUCUGUGAAGAAUCUUUUAGGCUGUCACUAUUCAUUUUUAGAUUCUUCAGUUCCUGAUGUUUUCAAACAUCUCGUAUUUUUACAAGAAGUUUGAGGUGAUAAUCUUUUGAACAUAUCUUUUCUUCGUACAAUCUGAGUUUUUGGAAAUUUGCAAUGGCUUUGGAGAUUAAAUAACUGAAAAUAUUUUCGAUAAAAGUCGAAUUUUUGACAUAAGUGUUUCCAUUUUUCCUAACUUUAGGAUAAAUGGAAACAUUUAAUUAUUUUCCCUUCCUAAUUUCUUAGGCUCUGGUGCCAUAGGUUUAGUAACAAGAAAAUUCCAUAAUUUCACCCCUCCCUCCCCAAAAUAUUUAA